GGGGGAGAGAGAUGAGAUGCAGCGGGUGACUCUCCCAGGGGCUGACAAAUGGAGAUUCAAACUAAGUUGCGAUGGACUGGAUGAAACAUACUGAUACAUCAGUCGCUCACGUGCCAUGGCGUCCGAGAUGGAGAAGGCCGACGCCCUCCUUCACACCUUCAGCACGGCUUCUGCAUUCUCCAGUUUAGGACUCGGCCUCUUCUGCUUUGUGGCCGAUAGAGUUCAGCAGGCAACAUUCAUCCAGCAACAUGAUUGGCUGAGAGCUCUUUCUGAUAGCACCACCCACUGUGUGAUAGGCAUGUGGUCCUGGGCCAUUGUCAUUGGCUUGAGGAAGAGAAGUGACUUCUGUGAAGUGGCCCUCGCUGGUUUCUUUGCCUCCAUUAUUGACUUGGAUCACUUUUUCCUCGCCGGCUCUGUCUCCUUAAAGGCUGCUACAAACCUUCAGCGUCGUCCUCCUCUCCAUUGCUCCACUCUCAUUCCGGUGGUGGCCCUUGCGCUCAAGUUCCUCAUGCAGCUCCUAAGACUUAAGGACUCCUGGUGUUUCCUUCCGUGGAUGCUGUUUAUAUCGUGGACUUCCCACCACGUUCGAGACGGAAUACGCCACGGCCUGUGGAUCUGUCCAUUUGGAAAUACGGCCCCGCUGCCUUACUGGCUCUAUGUGGUGAUCACUGCCUCUUUGCCCAGCGUGUGCUCCCUAAUCAUGUGUCUCACUGGAACCAGACAACUCAUGACUACAAAGCAUGGGAUACACAUCGAUGUAUAAUGCUAACGGAUGCCUUGAAAUCUGAGUGUUUACAGAAAUAUUCCCUCACAUUUCCGCCAGUUUCCCUCAAGCAGGCACCUCACAUUUAUACUCAUAUAACACUGGGUACAGGUGUUGAAGCCUUAAAAGGGAACUAUCACAAAAAUUUAAUAUAAGCUUCAGCAUACUGAGAUCUUUUGCCUACAAGAUGUAUUAGAGCUCACUCUAUUAAAAUCACCAGACAUUGUGUCUCUCUACAUGCAGAAUUUGUGCAAAAGGCAGUUAUUUUGUUAGAUUUUAUUUGUACUGGAAUCAGUUAUUUGAGUGAGCUUUAAUUCAUCUGCUAGGAAAGGAGCCCCCCUAUAAGAUAUAUUGGAUCAUUCGUGUGACACCCAACUGCUGCAUGAAUGAAUGAAGAGAAACAGAUGCCGAGAGAGGAAUAGUGACUAUAAACUUGAUUAUUCAGAAAUGAUGCAGAAUAUUUAAUUGAUUGUAUUUAGAAUGUUUCUUACUUCAGUAUGAGGAAGCUUAUAUUAAAUUUUCAUUUUCACGAUAGUUCCCCUUUAAAUAGUUCCCCAUUCAUGGCUCAUAUUCAGGGUUACCUGCUCUGGGAUAACAAGAUUCCCCUCUGACUGCUGCUGCUUCAUCCUUACCUCUGACAUGACAUUCUAAUCAUACUGAAAUACUUCAUAGACUCCCUUACAUGGAACCACAUCUUUGUAUCUUAUGUUGUAUCUGAAGGUAAGUCAUCUCAUGCUGAAAUGGCACAUUCUAGCUUUACCAGUUGACCAUUGAUGGUGAAUUUUGGCAGAACAGUUGACAUUGAUAGAGACAUGACCUAACUGGAUCAGUCUUUCUGUACAUGGAACAUCAGUUUAGAUUGCCCAAGUAGCUAGAUUGAUACAUUGAUGACCAAAUCCAUCAAAUAACCACAACAUUGGCCUGUGUAUGGUCACCUAACAGACAUAUUUCCAGGUUUCUCCAAAGCAAUAGUCCCAAGUUUCCAAAUCACGUUUCAUAUCUUCAUGCAAAUAAAACUCACAGUAGACUUUUAUGCAU
Molecule: messenger RNA, 1801 nt
Organism: Xenopus laevis (African clawed frog)
Lineage: Eukaryota; Metazoa; Chordata; Amphibia; Anura; Pipidae
Gene: tmem267.L
Product: transmembrane protein 267 L homeolog
Cellular component (GO): membrane
Source: RefSeq, marked provisional